Molecule: messenger RNA, 6610 nt
Organism: Alligator mississippiensis (American alligator)
Lineage: Eukaryota; Metazoa; Chordata; Crocodylia; Alligatoridae
Gene: E2F7
Product: E2F transcription factor 7
Exons: 13
Coding region: 154-2961 (935 amino acids)
Biological process (GO): regulation of transcription by RNA polymerase II
Cellular component (GO): RNA polymerase II transcription regulator complex
Molecular function (GO): RNA polymerase II cis-regulatory region sequence-specific DNA binding; DNA-binding transcription factor activity, RNA polymerase II-specific
Source: RefSeq, a predicted model, not a curated record
CGGAUCCGAAAAACUAUGUCUCAGGGCGCCAGAAUAGAAGCUUGAGCGCCCAGUGCGGGCUCCGCCGCCGGCAGCAACACGGGGCGGCCCCCAUGCCAUCGCCGCCUGCCUGCUCCGCACGGCUCGGAGCUGCCGUGGGGCUGUAGCCCAGAGAUGGAGGGAGGCUGCCUGGCCCUGAAAGACCUGAGCAGAACCUGGCCCGCAAGAACCGGCCUGGCUGAUGAAGACGGAGACAACGCCCAGAAAGAAAACAUAUGUGAUCAAUCAAGAAUCGCUCCAAAGACUCCCCUGAAAAAUGAGCCAAUUGAUUUAUCGAAGCAAAAAGGCUGCACUCCAGAAAAAAAUCCAAUUACACCGAUUAAGCCAGUUGACAGACCCCUAGCAGAUCCAUGGACCCCUACCUCUAACCUGAAGAUGCUGGUUAGUGCUGCUAGCCCUGACAUGAGGGACAGAGAAAAGAAGAAAGAACUCUUCAGACCAAUUGAAAAUAGUGAACAAAAUGAGGCUUUUUCUGAUUCCCUACAGUAUGAUACAGUUGAUGACAUCGCAGUGGAUGAAUUUGACAAGCAGAGACCAAGCAGAAAACAGAAAAGCUUAGGACUCUUGUGCCAAAAGUUUCUAGCUCGUUAUCCAAGUUACCCUUUGUCAACAGAAAAAACUACUAUCUCCUUGGACGAAGUGGCUUCAAGUCUUGGGGUUGAGCGGAGGCGUAUCUAUGACAUAGUAAACGUUCUGGAGUCCUUGCACCUCGUGAGCCGUGUGGCCAAGAAUCAAUACUGUUGGCAUGGGCAGCACAACCUGAGGCAAACUCUGAAAAGUCUUCAGGAAAUAGGCUUGCUGCAGAAGUAUGAAGAACUAAUGGCAUAUUUCCAGCAGAAAGAGCAAGACCUUGAGUAUAAAUUUGGAGAGCGCAAGAAGGAGAAUGUUUCAGAUUCUCAAGACAGACCAUUGCUUGACUUUUCGGAGGCAGACUGCCCCUCUGCAUCUGCAAACAGCAGAAAGGACAAGUCGUUGCGGAUUAUGAGCCAAAAGUUUGUCAUGCUGUUCCUUGUCUCCAAAACCAAGAUAGUCACUCUCGACGUUGCAGCAAAAAUACUGAUUGAAGAAAGCCAGGAUGCAGCGGAUCACAGCAAGUUUAAAACAAAGGUACGAAGAUUGUAUGAUAUUGCCAACGUUCUGACCAGCUUGGGGCUCAUAAAGAAAGUGCACGUCACAGAAGAGCGGGGUCGCAAACCAGCCUUCAAGUGGAUUGGGCCUGUGGAAUUCAGUGGAAAAAGUGAUGAGCCAAGAAUGGACAUUCCAACAUCAGCUGCUUUACCAGAAAUGAAGAGAGGAGUGUGUACCCAACAUAAAACUUGUGCUAAUGGGAAACAAAGACUCGCGCGGCAUGCUUCGUUUAAUACUAGCCAGCCUUCUGAAGGCAUCAAAAGGAAGGUCAGCUCUGAACCCAGCAGCCCACAUAGGGAGAGGCCAGCUUGUAUUGUGGGUUCAGAUGAAUAUUGCUCCAAAAUGAUAAAUUUAGCAGCUGUCUGUAGACAGAAAAUGGAAGAAGACACAAGGAAUAAAACUUGUGCCCCUGAAGGCAUCUUGAAUUUAGCAAGGAACCCAACCAUAAUCUCUCCCUUCUCUGUUCUUCUGGUUCCUAGGGACUCAGAUUAUUCCCUUAACUCUUUGCCUCACCGAGUGUUUCCUGUUGCUCAAUCAGACAUGUUGUACCUCUCUCUGCCAAAUGGAACAAAUGGCCAAGUGCUGCAGCCUGCCAUUUCAACAGUCUCCAAAACAGAGAAUGGAAAACCAGCUGUGCUCCCCAACCAGCCCUUUGUUUGCUUCCCUUCCUCGUCCCUGUUUAUGCUGUACGGCAAUCUACAGGAAAGUCUCUCAAGGGAGAACUUCCCUAUUUCAGGAGAAAAGGGUAACCGAAGCCCUGAGGAGCAGGCCUCACCCCUAAACCCACAAGCUGCUGUAAGUUCAGUUACCUGCCACAAGCGCAGCUCCCAGAAAUUAGCAUCGCCCUCUAUGCUUGUGAGCAGUGAAGAGCCAGCUGCCAAAAAGCCAGCUAUGGAGCAGAGUGAUGCCCCUAUCUCACUGGUACUACCCAAGAAGCCUUUUGAGUCAGCUGACAGGGAAUCUCUCCUGGAAGGCAGCUGUGCAUCUACACUGCACAUAGGAGCUUUUCAUCUUGACCUAGGAACUCCUGCAGAUGAUAAGUCUGCAGAAAAGGCUAUAGCUAAACCUUUAGAUUCUCUGGAGCAAGAAGAGCCAUUGAGGAAUAAAGACCUUCAAGAAAAAGAGCAAGAAAAUGGCAAACAGCCCUUUCUCCCACAGUAUCUCUAUCUUCAGCCUGCUGCUGGAUUAAGUGGUUUUAACUUCCUGUUUUCGGCAAACCAGCCUCACAGUGCAAUUGGUCUGUCUCCAAGCCAGUUACCUUCGCCUAGCGUUCCCUGUGUGGUAAUGCCAUCUACAGCCUUUGCACCCUUCCCUCUGAUCUGCUCUCCAGCAAUCACCAGUCCACUUUCCCCUGUUCCUCCUGGCUCUUUUCCAAAUGCCGCAUCCAUGAGUUUCACUAUGCCUGGCCUAGCAUCAACAGCACCCAUUUUCAUUGGCACCACAGCAAUGGUUACUCCAAAGACCUCCCAGUUACCUUCAGUGGAUCCACAGCAACUGGCUCAUUCUGCUGAUUUUGCUGUGCACCUGAGUCCUGUACUCAGAAGAUCCUGCAGCACUGCUGAACCGGACUCCCCAGUUUGUAUGGGUCACCCAGUCACUCUUCGUAAGCUACAGCAGCAAUCAUCAAUCCCCCUUACUCCUAAAAGCAUUCGUUCUACACAUAACGAGGCCUUUUUCAAAACACCUGGCAGCCUUGGAGACCCUGUGGCAUGGAAAAAAACUGAAGGCAACCAGACCAGAAAUUCCAGCUCUGUUCAGAGAAGACUAGAAAUUGGUAGUAAUGGCACUGACUAACUCAGCUUGCAGUUAAGUGUGGGCAGAUUGUAAUAGGACUUCAUGCUUGUUACAAAAGCUAUUGCAUGGCAAAUAGCUAUUACAGCUAUAACAUAACAAAAGAUGCAUGGUAAAAUGUUGUCCCUAUUGGCAUGCUUCCCUGCUAUGUGGUUGCCCACUAGGUCUGCUAACUUUCUUCCUCAUGAGCCAUCACCUACUGCUAAAAUACGUUUAUUAAUGGUUUAUUUAAACACCAGUUUGGAUUCAAACUUUGUGCUUGGCACAGCAAUGUGAGCAUUAAAUUACUGUUGUAAUUUUAAUUUAAAAAUAUGCUGUUAUUGCUGUGGGGAGAUGCAAACAGAGACCUACUGGAGUCUCAUGGCUUUAUAUUUUUUCAGGUGAGCUGUCUAGCACUUACGUAGGGUGAACAUUUUUUACAUGUAUUCUACUUACCCUGAGUAAAUCUGUGGUGGAAAGACAUAAUCUCCUGCAGUUGCAAAACCAGCUGCUUCCUUACUUCCAGUCUGUCAAGUUCUGCCUCAGCAAUGCAAAGUCUUGUUAUUUAUUCUGUACAUUAGAAUGGGAUUUAGUGCAAAAAGAUUUUUUGGUUUGUAUUUUCCAGUUUCAGAAGAACAGAUUUCCUCAGGGUAUGACUACUUGAAUGUCGAUUGGUUGUUGUACAAUUUGCCCAGCACUUGUUUUACAAAAGCCUAGUAAUUUAAUAAUACGAUAUGGUUGAAUGUAUACAUGUGAAAAAAGAUUAAGACCAAAAUAACUGUGAAUUUUAACAUUGUUGUUGUUGUGUUUAAUUAACUGUAUUAGUCCUUUUUUGUGUGUGUCCUUUUCUGAGCAGACAGUACAAGUGAAUGGACAUAAAGAACCCAAAAGCCAGUUCCUAAACAAAUCUGAUACAAUUGGGAAUGGUGAGCCUCUAAAAGGUGUGAGUGAACCUGUCAUCUCCCAUAACAUAUGCCUUGGACUCUAAAGACAAGUAAUAUGGGUGAGCAGUUACUCAUAUGGCCAGACUUGUGUCCAACGCAUAACUUCAUUUACAGCAGGCCUGUCCAACCUCUAAGAGGCCAAGAAUGCGUGCUUCAUGGCAUGCACCAGCAGGAGAGGCUUGGGAGGGGAGCCCAGAGCCCAUGGCUGCAGUCAGAGCCAUAGAAAUGUGAGGGAGUAGUGACUGGGUGAGAACCUAGGGGUGGCAACUUCAACUUCUUUUGGGCCUCAUGCCCCUAGCUGGAAAGCCCUGAUCUAUGGAAAAUCAGUAGCCAUUACUCAGUUUGCAACUGGUUAUUUUUAAUAUGGCUCAAGAUGGACAGGGUGGGAAAAGCCAUGACCAGUACACUUAGUACACAGGAAGAUCAUGAAAGGUAUUGCAUUUUGGCACAUACCUGGGUAAAUUUUGGAAAAAGGUUGUCAAAGACUGGGAGUCGUACAUUUUUCAUGGGGAAACAGUUGCUAUCCCUCAUGAGAAGGGAAGUAAGAAAAAUGGGGCAUGUCAUAUUUAGAAUUCUAAGUCCCCAGACAUUGGUCAGUGCUUGAGGAAAAUACAGAAUAAUGUAAUGGUUAGUACUGACUUUGGAUGUGUUUUCUCUAACAGAAUAGCCUGUAAUUACAAGUAUGCAUUCUCCUUUUAUUUAAUAUUGUCAUCAUGUUACUUUGGGUUUUUAGCAAAUGUAUAGAUAGCCAUAUCAGCUCUUUUUUCACGUGGUGAGAACUUUAUGGGCACCUAUACACAUGCCUGACUCCUGCUCCGACAUGUUCCAAUUAGAACAUGUCAGAGCACACUUGAUUAAUCGAGUCAGCUGGAGCAUGCUAAUUAGUGUGCUACAGCAGCCUCAGCAUUACAUGUACUCAGUGUCCCCGUGUUUCAAAAUGGCAGCAUGGGGCAUUGUAACUAAAGAUCAUUGAACAAACUUUAGUUAAAGUGCCCCCACUGCCAUUUUUAAGUGCAGGAUGCUGAAUACACCAGACACUGCAGGCAUUUUAAUUUGAGUGGCUGCCAAGAGAUGCUCUAAUUAAAAUGCCCUCUACCCCCACCCAUCCUGGAGCACAUAUAAAGACGCCCUAUAUGUUUACUGGUAUUUCUCUCUGAGAAUAGAUGUAUGGUCUGAUGUGCUAUUUCCCUGGUCUUGGGAGAAAAAGAUGCUUUUGUAUUUUUGUAAUGAAAUAUGUUAUAAAAAUGGAAUUUAAGAAUGAACUUUAGUGGAGGUGGAAGUUGGAGUGUGGUGGCCUUAUGUUAGAAGUAGGUAAAGUAACAGCCUUAUGAGGAAUUAUUAUCCCUCUUUUUAAAAAAAGAAACGUAUAGUAGAAUUUUAAUAGGAAACUUCAAAUGUGGGGAAUGGAACCCUUACCACUGCUAAAUUUUAAGUGUCUUUUUUUUUUUUUUUUUACACUACAAUUUGCAAGUUUACAGUGAUUGUAUCAGAAUCAUUUUUUCUUUAUACACCCACUCAUAAAUUGCUUUCCAAAGGGAAAUUAAGUCUCUAAUUAGUGGCAGCACAUGGUGAAGCUGCUGAUGCUGCUACUCUUCCUCUGCUAGUACAAAUCAGUAUGUGAGCUGGUCUGAAAUGGAACCAGAUUAGGUGAUGAGUGUAUUGUAGACUCUCCAUUUUCAUAAACCACAUGCAGCAUGUUAGUGGAAUGUCAGUUUAUAGAGGGGAGGAGGAAAAGAUCACCUAAAAUACUGAAACUUGUUUUGCUCCACAGCUAAAACAUCAUUGCACAAAUCACCUCACUUUGUCAGUCUGGGUAUCAUGUCUGUGGCUGGCCUCGCUGUACUUGAAAAUCCAGGGACUGAAAAUAAAUCUUCAGUUUCCAAUUUCCACUUCCACAUUUUGCCUUUCCCUUAAAGCCUACUGAGCCUGAUUCUGAUCUUGGGUACACUAAUGUAAAUCAGGAGUAACUCCACCACCAAAGCCUGUAGAGUUUGACCAGUACUAAUGAGAGUAAAAUCAGGCCAAUUUAGAAGUUACUGAGUAGGCAAAGGUUGACACUGUGUCUGAAGAACCAUCCCAUUUACAUCAAUGACCAAGCUCUAACUGAGGUAAAUGGAAGAAGGAAAUGGGGCCUGCUGCAUUUUAAACAACCUGUCAAACCAAUGUUGCUUGCAGUAUUUAAGCUGCUGAACUAGAUUUAGGGUACUUUGGAUAGACAAGGCGGAAAGGCAGCCUACACUUCUUAUCACAGUGUUCAUUAGACAGACAACCCUUGCUUAGGAACAGCAGGAUUUGUGUGUACGCUGAGGAAAGUGCACAUGCUCAAUGAUAUGCAGGGUUUGAGAAAAAUUUAUGUUCUAAUACAUGUUGGGAGGUGUGUGUAUAACCUAUAUACUUGAAUCUACCUACCACGUUUACAUUUCUCAAUUUCUUUGUAAAUGGUGCUAUUUCUAUAUUUAAAAAGCUCUAUUUUUAAUGUAAAGCUGCUUCCUGUUUGUAUCAUUGCACUGCUAGUUUUAUAUAGGUAUUAAUUUUAUUGCUGAGUGUAUAUGUUCUUCACUGGUUAGACGUGACUUUCUCCUUUCCUUCUAUGUAGCCAUGUUCAUUGUAGCUGCCUUCAUAUAAUUUUACUACAUGCUCACUGUUGUUGGGUUUAAUUUUUUAAAUACUAUCUUUUAGACAAACAUUAAACUUUUACAAAAAAAUAAUAAAACUGAAAAAAAAAUGCA